GGCUGGUGGGAGGAAGCUGUGUACUAUAUGUGCUAGUGGGAUUGUUGUCUUCUAGUCUAGUCCUUUGCUGCUUGAGUGUCCCUUUUUUUACCUCUUGCCUGAAAAAAUAAAAAAAAUGUUCUGAGUGAAAAAGAAAAAUAAAGAAUGAAAGACAAAAGGAAAAAGAAGGACCGCACUUGGGCUGAGGCGGCCCGUUUGGUCUUGGAAAAACAUCCUAACACGCCAAUGACACCAAAGCAGAUAUUACAAGUCAUUCAGAAAGAGGGAUUGAAAGAAAUGAGAAGUGGAACGUCUCCUCUGGCUUGCCUUAACGCCAUGCUACAUACCAAUGCUCGUGUGGAAGAUGGAGCUUUCUGUCGAAUUCCAGGAAAGAUGGGUCUUUAUGCUCUUAAAAAAAAUGAAUUGGUAAUGUCAGCAGAGGGGGUCAUUGAUUUGGAGGGCGAAUCAGAUUUAGACAGCUGUGAAAUGGCUGAGACAAACAACAGUAAUGGAGAGGAAAAUGGAGUGUGUCCAGACCCCAAACUUAUGCCCGAUGACAAUUCUUCUCCAACUAGCACAAGUGUUUCAACUACAGUCACGCAAAACAAAGUCUUGUCUUCUACUCAACAACAUACUAAAAAAGCACUGAAACAGGCACUGAAGCAGCAACAAAAGCGGAGGAUUGGCGUUUCGAUGAUGAUGAACAAGGCCAUACCUUGUGUCGUAUUGACACCAUUGAAAGUGCCAGAUGAGCACUCAGAAUCACCAGCAGGGUCUGAAUCAAGCAAUAUGGAACUGAAUGGUUCCGAUAAAGAAUUAAAAGAAGGUCCAAGAUUCUCACCAAGUCUCAUUAAAACAACAGAUCCGCAUCUGAAAAGACUCAAAAGAUCUAGCUCAGGGCAAUUAAAACGGACAAGAGGAGAGGAAAUUGAUGUUGAGACCCCAGGAUCUAUCCUAGUAAACACCAACCUGCGAGCUCUAAUAAACAAGCACACAUUUGCCUCUCUACCACAUCACUUUCAACAACAGCUCCUGAUUUUACUACCGGAGGUAGAUAGGCAGGUUGGGUGUGAUGGGGUUUCUCGCCUCAGUGCUUCAGCCCUGAAUAAUGAAUUCUUUGCUUACGCAGCACAAGGUUGGAAGGAACGAUUAGCAGAAGGUGAAUUUACUCCAGAAAUGCAGUUACGGAUUCGACAAGAAAUUGAAAAGGAGAAAAAGAUAGAACAAUGGAAAGAAACAUUCUUUGAACAAUAUUAUGGAGAAAAGAUGGGUGUAACACAAGAAGAAGCUAUGAAGCAGGAAUUAGUAAAAGAGUCUUUUGAAAACCAAGUUAGCUGUUUAUUGUCAGCACCACACAUCCUAUCAGGGCCCUGCGAGAUCACAUCUGGAAUUGAGCAUGAAAGCAAAGAAAGUGUUGUGCCUUAUACAGAUCUAAAGCAAACACAAUGCAAUGUACAGCAAAUCCCGGCCAAAGAACCAUCCAAAACUGCUAAAGAGGAGGAUAUACUAAUAUCCUUAUGUUCAGACAUUACCUCAAAUGAAUCUGUUAUUCAGGAAGAAAUAGCAGAAGAAGUUGAACUAAAUAUUUGUGGAAGCUUUGGUGAAAAUAGAUCUCCAGAGUCCAGUGCCUGUGACUUUGAACAGUCUUGCUUGCUUAGCCUUGAUAAGUUGGAACAAGAAAUGCCAGCAGAAGACUUGAAGCCUGUUUCUAUUACACAAAGUAUCAAUGAAUUUGAGUCUCAAUCUGAACCCACUGGUGAUUUACAGGUGCCUUCUUCUGGGAUAAUUAGCAUUUCUUUACAACACAUUACUUCCACUUCUACACCAUCUCAACUUUCUGGUUCUUUUAAUGAAUCUAACAGUGACUUACGUGAACUGGCACUGAACGCAAGUAAUGAGGAGAGUACCCUGGAACAAUGUAGUGCUCCUGUGUGCUUACAAUCCUCAUCUUAUUGUGAUGAGCUUGAGGCUGUUAUCAAUAUGACCACUUCACCAGAGAGAAAUAUACAAUGCACAUCUCAACAACAACAUACCUCUGCAUAUUCUGAAACCCCUGUACUGACUGAGUGUUCUGAAACUGAGAGCAAAGAGCCUGAAAAUGAACCAAGGACAUUUCAAUCCAUCUCUCAGUCACCUACACGAACGUCAACACCCUCAGACUUUUCAACAUCAUCUUCAGCAGAUGGAAGAAAUAACAACAAAGAUGUUGAGCUACAAAAGAGAAAACCCAUGGAACAGCACAGUCUGGAGAUCUGUCAGGAGAAAAGGCCUAGAAUUGAAAAUGAUCAGCCCUUACAGACUCUGCCCAGCAGAGCACAAAAUGAAAAAGAGAUCCCCACAAAAGAAGAGCCAAAGGUCCCACCUAUCAAGAUUCACUUAUCAAGAAUCAAACUUCCUUUUGUCAUCAAGAGCCAGCCAUCUUACCAGAUUUGUCCAAAGACAUCCUCCAGUGUUGUACUAGGUGGAGGAAGAAAUACAGGUGCAAGGACCCUUGCAGAUAUCAAGGCCAGAGCACAGCAGGCUAGAGCACAGAGAGAGGCAGCUGCAGCAGCAACAGCUGGUACAGCAGGAAAUGGAGGAACCAGUAAUACAGGAUCAAGUGGAAUACAGACCAGAACAUUGGCAGAUAUUAAAGCACAAACAAAGGCAAAGUUACUGGCAAAGCAUCUUGCAAGAACACAGUUACUGCAUUCAGAUGAACAGCCCUCUUGUAAACAAGACAGGAUUGCAGAGGGGGAUAUGCAGGAUACCAACUUUUCAAAGAGUGAGGAGAUGGUUAAAGCAGAGCAUAUCCCUUCCAUAAAUACAUUUAUAACAUGCUGUACUGAAAACACCCCUGUUCUAAAAGUAAAUGACAGUGUCACAAAUAAUGCUAUGUCUUACUCUCCUGAUAAUGCUGCAGUGGCAAACCCUGCUGUCAGUAGUACAUUAUCCAGCUGUGUCAGUAAUGCUACAGUUCUACACUGCACUGACAGUAUUGCAGUGCCAAGCACUGCUCGUCUUGCUCUGACCACCUUUACUGAUAAUAUCACUGUACCCAACUCUAGAGUUGAGGAACAGUAUCCUCACAAUAUUAUUGAACAGAAAUACACUAACAACAUAGGCAUGCAAGGAUGUGUUGAUAAUUGUGCUACAUCAAGUUGUGCUAACAAGAAUUCCAUAUCAAGUAGUGCUGCUAAUAACACACUGCCAAGUUGUACUAAUGAAAUUAUUGUCCCAAGUACUAAUAAUGUUAGUAAUAACAUAGUCUCUCCAUAUUCUGUUGGCAUUGUUUCCAAAGCUCACACUGAACAUACAUCCAUACAAUGUUCACCUGAAGUCAUUGUUUUGUCUGGGUAUUGCAUCAGGGCAAGUUCUCCUAAUAAAAGCUCAACUCCAAGCUCUAGUGAUGAUAUGACCAUUCUCAACAGUAACGAAAAUGAAGUUCAUAACUGUCAUGAUUCUUUUGGGUGUCAGUCUGUUGCUAACACCACAUUGUGCACCUCUGUUACCAGGACAGGCAUUUCAAGUUUCAAUAAUAGUUUGAAUUUUAUGAGUGAUAUCAAUAUGCCAACCAACUUCAGUGCUGAAACUAUCCCAAAUUCUACAAACCUGUCACUAGAUCUGAAAUCUACUUCAGUACUCGAGGAAAACAAUAAUAGCAUUACAAAUGCUGAGCUUUUGAACUCUUUGAAACCUCUUAUCAUUACAGAAAGACCCACUAAUCCUGAUAUCGGUUGCAGUGAAACUAAUUCACAAACCAUGCUUAGAAACUACUUUUCAAAUUUCAGUAUAGAUUCCCAGGUUGAAAUGAUUAAAACUGAAAAUGCCUUGAACAAUAAAAUACAUUCUCAGGAAUUUGUCAGUAACUGGCCUGAAUCAAACUGUGAUAAUCAAUUACAAAAUAACAGCAGAAGCAAUUACUGUCAGGUCUUAACAGACCAAGAGAAAGGUAGACCUCUGCUACCAUCUGAAGAUUCACAUGGAACAACAUUCCAACCUGAAAAAACAGACACUAAUGGUCUACAGUUUGAACUUAGUGAUCUGCAUCAUCAAACUUUUACAAUUAAAAACUCAACAGAUUUAGAAGGAAUGGUUAGAAAAAACCAGCAGCAAAAUACCUCAAGCCAAAGUAAAUCCAGUCAUCUUGUUAGUGAGGAAAAACAAAGUGUGAAUGAACUAAUGAGUAAUGUUAAUGAAAGACACAGUUUGAAUACCCAUAAAGAAUUUGAUAAUGGUACAGUAAAGAAUGACAAAUUGUACACUUUUACAAAUCCUGAAGAAACCACGUGUACCAAAAAAAGAACAUCGGAGUCACUUAGCAUUCGUGCUGAGGCCAAAGCUGAUCAGUCUAGGCUUGAGGAACAAUAUUUGGCCUCUGAAACUAAACUGGGAGAAUAUCCGGAAAAGUGUAAUGCUGUAGAAAAUCACCAUCAAAUCAAUCCAAUGAUAGACAAUUUGCAAGGAAAAGGUUCUAAAGCACCUUUAGGCACAAACCAGUCUCAGACCUUCACAUUAGCAGCUAUUGAAAACCAAGAAAGAACUUCUGUUCCUGGAAGCAAUAAUCGCCAUCUUUCAUCAGUCGAAGCCAAUAACCCUCUUGUGACACAGUUGCUGCAAGGGAAUUUGCCAUUGGAGAAAGUACUGCCUCAGCUUAGAUCAGGUGCCAGGCUUGAAAUUAAUAGACUUCCACUGCCUUCUCAAGGGUGUGCUGAAUCCAAAGUGACUACAGCAGAUCGAGAUGUCACCAUUAAUAUUCCUAACUCUCCUCAGGCCUCAACGGGACAUACGUGGGGUACAGUGUGGCAAAUUCAAUGCAAAACCCGUGAUAUGCAUAUAAGCAAGAGACAGGCUAAGUCAGUGGGAGAACAGUCACAAAGUAGGUUUAAUCAAGCAAAGCAGUUCACUGCUGUAGGAGUAAAAAUGUGGGCCGAGGAUCAAUCAGGGGAACAGCAGACGUUAUUUAAACAGGAAUGGAUCAACAAAACGUUUAUUCAGCACAAAGUCACUCAAAGCUCAGUAUUUAAAGAGUGCAAGAGAACUGUGCCUUCAUGCAGUUUUGAGCAGAACUUGUUGACCAGUAAUAACAACAGCAGCAACUUGAAUGUUGCAGACCCUGUGUCACAGAGACAGCAUGCUCACCAAAAAGCUGUUAUUUUGCAAGGAUUGACUGAUUCUGAAACCUCACUGCAAGCUUACCUACCAACCACACUGACCUAUGCCACUCCAAAUGCAUUAACAUUCAACCAAGCUCUGGAGAGAAGCAGCCCAGCAUUUAACUCCAUGACACAAGUCAAUUCAUCAACAGACACAGAUGAGGAAACCACAGAUGCUAUUUUCUCAAAUAGUGUUAAAAAUAAGCAAACUGAUAGCAGCUGCAGAGCAAAACAAAGUGUCCAGAAUAAAUCUGUAAAACAUCUUGUGACUCUAAGCGAACGUAACACACCACCUAAUCAAAACCUAGGAUCUAUUACUAUGGAAACCAAUAAAAGACCAAGUUUGCUUUCUACAACUGACACCUGUCGUGCAAUUAAAAUGGAACAGUUUUGUAUUGAGGGCCUAAACAAUGGCUGUACAGUGGAUGUCAAAGAUAUUUCAAGUCAAUAUCAUGAAAAAAAAGAGCACCUAAAGGAUUUUAGACCAACAAUGGACGUAUUUUUAGGCAAAAUAGUAAAUGAAUCUGACUUUUCUUCUCCUUUGCCCUCGGGGUCUGGUAAACCAGCUUCACAGGUUGCUACUUCAAAACUUUUGCACCAACAGCAACUCUAUGGCAAUUAUUCUACAUUACAUUUCAGUGGAACUAAUUUAAAACAAGCUGCUUCUGUUAUUGAACAGUCCAUUGGUAGUUUCUUGGGAAGCAGUGGAAAUAGCACUAUUACUUUGUCUAAUCAGAACACUCCCAUUCCAACUCAUAGAUUUUCUGAUAAUGGUGGUGAAGAACUAGAAUUGAAGUGCUCUUGUAGGCUUAAAGCCAUGAUUAUGUGUAAAGGAUGUGGAGCCUUCUGUCACGAUGACUGCAUAGGGCCUUCAAAAUUAUGUGUAGCCUGCUUAGUAGUACGAUAGUGAAUGUAUAAUCAAAAGGAUUAUUUCUACCCAAUGUAUAGCACAGGAGUAGCAAGGUUUUGACUGUAUGUGAUCAUGCAAAGGAAUCAUAAAGAGUAUCUUGUUAAUCCUUGGAGAAGUCCAUUGAGCUUUAUAAAGCUUCAAGAAUAUAAUGUUAUUCCAAUAAUGCUCUGGAUUAAUAAGGAUAACAUAGUUCCCUGCAUUCACUAAAUUCUAAUUCUGGAUGAGUUAGCAAUAGUUGUAGAUGUUUAUAAAUAAUUACUGUUUGUUGGUAUGCCAAUUCAGCCCUCAGUGAAUUGGUAUGGAGAGAGAGCUGCACUGGCAAUCUCAUGCAGUAUAAAAAGAGUGGGGCAAUAUUCCUGCCUUGCUGGCAACAGGAAUAUCAUUAGGGUUAUUGGCAGCAUUGUGAGAGCAAGUGGUCAGUCUUUCUCAGUCAGAUGGCAAAUGAACUUGUAAGUGAGCAACCCAAAAACACACAGGUUAAAAAAAGGGAAAUCUUUUAUUCUGGUGUGAUAUAAUAAUAAAUAUGUUACUUUGAAAGGGUGUUCUGUUUUUAUAGGAUUAAAAAUCCUUUUGGAUACUGAAAUGCUUUGCAAAUAGCUUCUUGAGAGAUUUUUAUUAUUUGCAGAUGCAUUUUUUUACUUUCUUUGGAGGAUUUCAGAGAAUCCUAUAAGAAAAGUUCAACAUUCUACAGGGUUUGUCUUUGCAAAGGUCUAUUACACACUUAUGUUAAUUAUGUGCCAUAAUACUUGAAUGCACAAAUUUGCAUACUCCAUAUCUGAAAUACUAAAGCCAGCUGUGUUUUUAAAUACAGAAAACAUAAAAGCUGUAUAAAAGGAAAGCUUGGUUAAAUCUUAGCACUAUUUUUUAAGUUUUAUAACAGUAGGUUUUAUAGUCUUGAAAUGAAUUCUGCACCAGGAUCCUGAAAGUUAGCACAUCUGAGAUUGAAAGACAGUGUGCAUUAGUUUAAGUGUAUUUUUGUGUAGUUUUGUCAUUAAAAUAGGUAUAUUACUUUCUCUGACUCUUCAUCAGUGUGAGGAAUUUUUAACCUUUUAAAAGCACUGAGAAUUUACACAAGCUGCUUCUGGGGCUAGUUUAACCCCAAAUUGUAUCAUGAUACUGUAAUGAUCCUGGCAAUGUUAUAUAAAACAGGGAAUGAUAUUGUUGCAGUUGAUCAAUAUUACAACCAAAUGAGUGUAAGUUCCUUGUAAAACUUGUUUGAUUAAUUAGAUCAUUCAAGUAUUACACAUAAAAAAGCUUUUUUUUAAAUUGUAGAAAUAGAUGAAAAUAAGUACAUUAUUUUUCAGAGAAAUAUAGUAGCCUGCAUUUAUUUAACAUAGUGUUACUAUUAAUGUUGCUCAUCCAUAUUUGUUACCUUUUUGUUACUUUUAUCAUGCGAUAGCACUUUGUAAGAGUAUGCAGCAAACUCAACAAAUGUAGAAUUGAUUGAACUUGUUUUUUUUGUGAUUUUUUUUGUUAAUGGAAUAUGGUCUGAUCAUGCAAAUGUUUUGGUCUUUUUAAACCAAUCUAUGCAUUGCACAAAAACACAAGGAUCUCACAGGAAGUUGGUGCUGCUAAACUGGGUUACUAGGUGUUUAUAGACCACUGUAAGCUUGAAGCCCAAGAAAUUACCAGUGAUGGGCAUUAUAUGUAAUGUCAAGAAUCUUUAAAAUCAUGAAACUGUAUUUGCUGCUACCACAAACUAUUUUAACUGCAUUAAUCUUUAACUACUAGUCAUUUCCAAAAGUUUGUUUUCUCACCCUCCUCCUCAGAAUUUAAAUAAUUCAUAACUCAUGGAAUCGCUCAUAAUUUCAUAACAAUUGUCCAAUAUUCAUUUGUUAACAUGGACAAUGAGUACUAGUAUUGAAUGUGGAGUCACAAGAAUGCCUUCUGUGAUCUUAUCCGAUAAUCCACACAUGUACAGAUGGAUGCAAUUGCUGUUGGACUCAACCAUAGUCCGUGACAAACCUGCUGUGACCGUUUUCAAGAGCCCCCCCAUGAUUAAAACUGAUUACCCACCAAAUGGUUAAGUGUUUGUGUUUCUGGGCACAGCAAGAUCACUCCCUCCAAAUGCUACCAGCCAAUCAGAGGCUAUAGACCUCUAGGCCAGUCAGGCAGGUCUGGAGGAAGGAAAUCAGUUAAAAGAAGGAAGGCCUAUUCACAGAAGUGCAAGCAGACAGCAGCAAAGAGCCCAUGUUCUCAUCCUAGAACUCCAGUUUAGUAGUCUAAUAACAUGCCCCCUUAUCUGCUAUUCUGUAUAAUGCCACUUGAGAGGAUACUGAUCUGGGAUGAGGUUUAGCACCUUCUUGAUCCGUAUAUCAGCACUUAUCAGCAAAUCAAGAGUUCUAUAAUUUACUAACUCCGUUGUCUUGUUUUUACUACAAGUUUAACAAAUUUAAACUGAGUAUGGAAUUUUGAUCAGAAAGCAAACCAAUUUUUAUACCUAGACUCAGGUAGAGUAAGUAAAAUUGAUCCAGUAACUUAAUGCAUCCCAAUCAAAUGACAGGAAUCACUAUUGUAACAUAGUUUAACAUGUAAAAUGCAUUUAGGGAGGAAAUGCCUGAAAAAGUGUAUUUUUUGACAUACAUUUUUGACGACCCACUGCAUACCCAAGAAAUAAUGUGCAGCAGAUAGUUGUCACCUGAAGCUCACCUGGAUACUAUUUGUUUGCAUGUAUCCUGCUAGCAAUGGUAUCUGUUCCCCCUGAUCAAGAGUAAAAGCUGCUGCAGGACCUUGCAAAUAGAAAGAACCGAAUAAAUUAACAAACAUCUCAGUACUUUGCCAAUGUUGAUGAAUGCUACAUUGUCUUAAAACCCUCCAAUGCAAUAUGCUUAGAGUAUAGAAACAGUUUUGCUGGAUUUAACUUAAAUAAUCUAAAGCCUGGUAAAUGUCCAUGGCAAUUGAAGUAGUUUUGCAAGCUAUUCUAUCUCUGUUUCUCAUGAUCAGAUUUAAUGCAUGAGUUUGUAUUCAUCAUUGCCUGAGAGAUUGCAUGUAUGAAUGAUUACCUAGUUGACUAAAUAGUUACCAGAACAUAAUUAUUGGGUCCAUUGUGUUAGAUUCGUAAAACCAGAUCGAUUUGUUCCCUCAAAUGCCUUUAGUAAAAGAUCAUCAAUUAUCCUCAGGGCUCUGUCUCUUGUAUAAAGAAAACAAAAGGCACUAUAAAAUGGGUAUUAAUGGGGAUUUGUUUAUGUUGUUUUCUUGUUUUGGUGUGAAAAAGCCAUGGUUAAGUUUUUAGCAAUGUAUUUUACUUAACUUUCAUAAAUGUUUAUUGAAUAUGAUUUCAAGAGUAUUUGUAAAACUCUGAACCAUAAACAUGACAGUAAGCAUUGGUUGCUAACAAUUAUGAAUAUUAUUAGACUUAUACAAAUGCAGAACCAGUUAACACAGCAGUCAGCAUUAAUAUAACAAGAAUUGAUUAUUGUGUAUGUUAAAAUGUAUUUUUAAAUUUUCAAUAUGAGCCAUUUCAAAUUAUUUUAGAGUAAAAUUCCAUUUGGUUUUCAAGUCGUUGUUGCCCAUUGCUAUUGCUAGACCUACUUCACAUUUCUUCCCUCUAUCAGUUUUGUUAUUUUGCUUAAUUCAAAUUAUUAGACAAUUCAAACAAUUUUAGUGCAAAAGUGGCUGAAUUAGAAUUUAGUAGAAUUCCCUCCAGUUUGGAAAAAGGCCAUUUGGCCCAAUGAGUCCAUACCAACCCUCUGAAGAGCAUCCCACCAAGACCCAUCCCUCAACC
This is a messenger RNA of Chiloscyllium plagiosum (whitespotted bambooshark), 9748 nucleotides long. RefSeq names its product putative Polycomb group protein ASXL3. Gene Ontology annotation, biological process: animal organ morphogenesis; positive regulation of transcription by RNA polymerase II. Gene Ontology annotation, molecular function: chromatin binding; peroxisome proliferator activated receptor binding; DNA binding. Gene Ontology annotation, cellular component: PR-DUB complex. The record is from RefSeq and is a predicted model, not a curated record. Lineage: Eukaryota; Metazoa; Chordata; Chondrichthyes; Orectolobiformes; Hemiscylliidae.